GACAGUUUGAACCGCGAACGGAGAGAGAGUGUGUGUGAGAGAGAGAGAGAGCGAGAGAAAGAGUGUGUGUGUGUAUGUGUGUAGACACGGGUUUGUCCGGUUACGGCACGCAGGCGAGUGUUUUACAGUCACUGUGUUCAGAUUCGGAGAGGGAAUUAAGGAAAAUACCGACGAAGAAGAGGAGGGGGGAAAAGAGAAGAAGAAGGUCGCGGCCGUUGGCGCUCAGUGAAACUUUAAGAUGGAAAAUUCAUCCAGCAACAGCCGGUUUCGGUCCGCAAUGUUCAACCACGAUGAUGAGGACCAAGACAAGGAGUACGUGGGUUUCGCAACGCUGCCAAACCAGGUGCACCGCAAGUCUGUCAAGAAAGGAUUUGACUUCACGCUCAUGGUAGCAGGUGAAUCUGGCCUGGGAAAGUCCACCCUGGUCAACAGUCUGUUUCUCACAGAUCUGUACAAAGAUAGGAAGCUGCUCAAUGCAGAAGAGAGAAUCACACAAACGGUAGAAAUCACCAAACACACGGUGGAUAUAGAGGAGAAAGGUGUCAAAUUGAAACUCACCAUUGUGGAUACCCCUGGGUUUGGGGACGCUGUGAACAACACUGAAUGCUGGAAGUCAGUGGCUGACUACAUUGACCAGCAGUUCGAGCAGUACUUCAGGGAUGAGAGUGGCCUCAAUCGCAAGAACAUCCAGGACAACCGCGUACACUGCUGCCUCUAUUUCAUCUCACCCUUCGGUCACGGCCUCCGACCUCUGGAUGUGGAAUUUAUGAAGGCUCUCCAUGAGAAAGUCAACAUUGUCCCAGUCUUGGCCAAAGCAGACACACUCACCCCUGGUGAAGUGAAGAAAAAGAAAAUUAAGAUCAGAGAGGAGAUUGAGCAGUACGGUAUAAAGAUAUACCAGUUCCCUGACUGCGACUCUGAUGAAGAUGAAGAUUUCAAGCAACAAGACCAUGAGCUGAAGGAAAGCAUCCCCUUUGCAGUAAUAGGCAGCAACACCGUGGUGGAGGCCAAAGGGAAGAGGGUGCGAGGCCGUCUGUACCCCUGGGGUAUUGUAGAAGUGGAAAACCCAGCACACUGUGAUUUCGUGAAGCUGAGGAACAUGCUCGUUCGCACGCACAUGCAAGAUCUCAAGGACGUGACCCGAGAGACUCACUACGAGAACUACAGAGCUCAGUGCAUCCAGAGCAUGACCCGCAUGGUCGUCAAGGAGCGCAACCGCAAUAAGCUAACCCGGGAGAGCGGCACAGACUUCCCCAUCCCAGUGGUGCCUGGAGUGGCCGAGACCGAGACGGAAAAGCUCAUCAGAGAGAAAGAUGAGGAGGUACGGCACGCCGACCACGAACUGGAGUCGCAUCACGACCACGAGCAUGACUCUGCCCACAAUUUUGAUCACCACGAGCACUCAGACCCUCAGCCCAGCCCAGAGAGGCACUCAGAUCACAAAGGCGAUGAAGCUCUCUGAGUAUCUUUAGCUCACAGAUGAUGUCAUUACCCAAAAACUUUUUUUUUAAGUGCAGUCAGAUCACGUUUUGUGAAACUCACAAGAAAACAGUCUCAUAAACAGGAACUGGUUUAAUUAUAGAGUAAACCUGUAGCCUUUUGGAGCUUUAAACUGUGAUUAGGAAAAGCGGUUGCCACUUACACUCUCUGGAAGCACCAGGAUGUUUAUAACCACGCCAUCAUCCAGAGUUUCAGGAUGAACCUUCUCAGGAUUAAAGAAAGAAAAGCUGAAUGUAACAUGUGUUCCUGCACCUGAGCUCAUAACAUCUGUGCAUGGCAGGUCAGAGAAGGUGGGAAGGAUAAUGAUGGGAAAGUGUUAAGACUGACAGAAAAAAACCUGGUGUUAGUGGGUAUUUAAAGUGCUACAUACUGUGCAAUACUGUGAUGCUUAGUGGAAGUAAAGUAGCAUAAAAAAGUAGGGAAAUUUGUGUUUGGUUGAUUACUUCUUUGUUGUAACAAUGCUUCCAGGCAAUAAACCUUGUAUUCUUAUAUCUUAUGCAUUUGUCAGUCAAGCAGCAGAGUUGAGCCCAUGAAAAACUUGACGAAUCUUCCCUGCCAAUGCCAAACAUCUAUGAUAUUGACUCUAGUUUGGUGUAAUUUAAUGGAUUAGAUUAUUUAAGUCUGAAGAAACAAAACAUACUGGUAAUUUAAUUGUUUAAUACAACCCCAACGACCUGGCACCCUCCUCCUCAUGCUAGUCUCCAGUUUGGUCACACACUACUUUGGGAUGGCAUCCUGUUCUUCAAUCAGCAUUUGUCCCAAAUCAGCCAAUGUUAUGUUGGUCAUUAUGGCCCAAGCUGAUCCCGCAAGCAUGCCACUUACAGGUUUUUGGGAUCAGGGGUAAGGUCAGGACGGCAGGUGAGCCAUUUCAUCCUCUCCACUCCCAAAAUCUGGAGGUAGUCUCUGAUAAACCCUUCUCUGUGGGGGUGGGGGGAUUGUCAUCUUAGAGAAUAGAGUUCAGUCUCAGACUGUAGAGAGAUGGCCAUUGGCUGCAAAAUCCCAUCUCGAAAUCUCUCUGCAUCGACCUUGCCUGCAGUGAUGACAAGCCUUGUUUUUCCUGUGAGGGAGAUGCCAACAGCAAAUGCUGUUACCCUCUCAGAGCAACAAUCUGGACAUAACGGUCCUCCACAUGUUUAGGUCCCACCGCACAUGUUGCAGACACUGGUGCAAAGGGGCCUGAUGGUGAAGGGCAGUCAUGGUGUCAGAAGCUCAAAACAAGAGCAAUAGCAGAAUUAAUCAUCUCUGUGGUAGAGAAUGUUUUUAAUGCACAUAACCCACAUGC
Molecule: messenger RNA, 2782 nt
Organism: Neolamprologus brichardi
Lineage: Eukaryota; Metazoa; Chordata; Actinopteri; Cichliformes; Cichlidae
Source: RefSeq, a predicted model, not a curated record